CUUCUAUAAUCAUGAAUAACUAUUUCAAUAUUAUUGAGAAUGCCAAGAUCCGAAUAUCAACGUGCAUCCUUCAUGAAGUUAUGCCUCGGGGAUUUCUCCUCCAAGCUGUGUAUACCGACGAAGUUCAUGAUGAAAUACAGACAAGCUGUGCAGCAUUCAGUAGUUCUAGAAACUGAAUAUUCCCCAACACUUUGGGAUGUGAAGAUCAAACAUUUGAAUUCGGAUUUUUACAUGACAGAUGGUUGGUCGGAAUUCGUGACAGACAACCAAGUUGGUGAGCGCGACUUCCUCACUUUCCGUUUCGUGGCUGAAUCAACUUUCAAGGUUUCCGUUUACCGAAGCAAUGGCUGCGCAACUUCUCCGAUCAGCUCCGAUGUUGAUGAGAGUGGGGUUAAGAGGAGAAGUGUACGGCCUCUCAAGAAGAAAAGAGAAAAAGGAGCAAAGGCGAGCAGAAUGAAUUGUGUUGUCAAAGAGGGCAACCCACUCUGCUUUGAAGCUUGUCUGAAUCCUCAUCGGAGAUAUAGAAUUAAUCUGCCUAAGGAGUUCACAGACGCGAGUAAUAUGAAGGUGAAGAACCAAGUGAGGGUGGAGUUUGUAGGCAACGGCGGCGGCCGUGGCGUAUUUCACGUCACAGUGGAUGCGCGGCCGCCGCCGCACUCGAGGGUCGACCUGGCCACGGGUUGGAGCCAAUUCCGGGUGGCCAAUGGCUUAGUGGUGGGGGAAAGCUACUCUUUUGAAUUCAACCCCGACGAUCAAGUCAUCUAUGUCAAGGAAGCUUCGCCCUUUCCUUAAUUUUCUUCGAUAAAAU
Salvia miltiorrhiza (redroot sage) is the source of this 808-nucleotide messenger RNA. Its product is annotated as putative B3 domain-containing protein Os03g0621600. The transcript has 5 exons. The record is from RefSeq and is a predicted model, not a curated record. Lineage: Eukaryota; Viridiplantae; Streptophyta; Magnoliopsida; Lamiales; Lamiaceae. Gene Ontology annotation, molecular function: DNA binding. The coding region runs from base 40 to 792 and encodes 250 amino acids.